AUGCGCACUGCCACUCUACUCGCAUGCGUUGGUACCUCGCUAGUCUCUCUCGUGUCUACAGUACAGGCCAGUGAUUAUCAUUGUACUAAUGGCGCAGUAAUUCCGGCAUCUUACAUCGUUUCUGCCUUGACGAGAGCUAGAGAGGACGCGAACAACUAUCAAUACGGUUUCAGCCCGAAUCAGCCGGGUGCUUUCUAUAAGGCCACGCCUACGGCGACAUCUUACGAACAAUUGUACUGGCGCGAAAUCUCUGUUGAUCCGGGGCAGCGAAGUAUACAAAAUGUAAAUUAUGUAUACGAAGUAGUAUUUAAUAUUCGUUAUGAUUUGCGCUACGUCAACGCACAUCGAGAGUCCGAUAGAGAGAAACGACACACAUUUUCCUGUUCAUAA
This is a messenger RNA of Blumeria graminis f. sp. triticale, 390 nucleotides long. The record is from the annotation of a GenBank genome assembly. Lineage: Eukaryota; Fungi; Ascomycota; Leotiomycetes; Helotiales; Erysiphaceae.